UAGCAGCACAGAGCCCGUCAUCUGUGUGAGCAGGUGACACGUAGGCUGGCUGACUGUGUGCUAAACAGGUGGAGCGAGAAAACACUUCUGAUUAAAACUUCCACCUUAGAUUACAGCCCAGCUGGGGUUUUCCUCUUGGUUUCCAGAGUGGAGGUCACCAACUAGUUUUCACAAUGUUUGAUGGGGAUUAUGACUACCUCAUCAAAUUUUUAGCGCUAGGGGACUCUGGAGUUGGAAAGACAAGUUUUCUCUAUCAGUAUACAGAUGGGAAAUUUAACUCCAAGUUCAUCACAACGGUCGGCAUAGACUUCCGAGAAAAGCGAGUGGUAUAUCGAUCAAACGGUCCCGAUGGCAUGACCGGCAGAGGACAAAGGGUUCACUUACAGUUAUGGGACACUGCAGGGCAGGAAAGGUUUCGCAGUCUGACAACUGCAUUCUUCAGAGAUGCCAUGGGUUUUCUUCUGCUUUUUGAUUUAACGAAUGAGCAGAGCUUCCUCAAUGUCAGGAACUGGAUAAGCCAGCUGCAAACCCAUGCAUACUGCGAGAACCCAGACAUUGUGCUGUGUGGAAAUAAAAGUGAUCUGGACGAUCAGAGAGUGGUGAAGGAAGAGGAGGCUAAGGAAUUUGCAGAGAAAUAUGGAAUUAAUUACUUUGAAACAAGUGCCGCAGACGGGACAAACGUCAACAAAGCAGUGGAGACCUUGCUGGACCUGAUCAUGAAGCGCAUGGAACGGAAUAUAGGGCAGAAUAAAUACCAGCACAAUUUCAUCAGGGCUGGUGCUAAGCGAUGACAUUGUAUGUGCCAAGUGUGCUUUUUGGGACCCUUUUUGGAUAGAGACAUUUCCUUAUUGGUCCUGGUGAGACAUGCUUCACAAGAUCUCAUGUUACGAGGUGCCAAAUUAUAAAGCUUGGGUUGGAAAUGGUUAAUGAGGAUCACAAUUGUCUUGCUAAUUGUGCUUUUCAAUUUUCUUUUGGUGUAAAGGUGUUUUUUUCCCUUUUCACUUUGAUUUCUUGUAUGUAAUGUGACUGAAUUAGGAUAGUAUAAUAUAAAUGUUUUGAGUCAUUUGACCAAAAUGGCUUGACUCUUAAUGUACAAUAAUCUUAGAGUAAAUUAAAUAAAUAAAUUCUGACCAAAGGUCUAAAAACAGCUUCAAUUAAAAGGUUUCUUAACCA
Molecule: messenger RNA, 1173 nt
Organism: Spea bombifrons (plains spadefoot toad)
Lineage: Eukaryota; Metazoa; Chordata; Amphibia; Anura; Pelobatidae
Gene: RAB27A
Product: RAB27A, member RAS oncogene family
Exons: 7
Coding region: 174-791 (205 amino acids)
Biological process (GO): melanosome transport; positive regulation of exocytosis
Cellular component (GO): melanosome; secretory granule
Molecular function (GO): GTPase activity; GTP binding
Source: RefSeq, a predicted model, not a curated record